GGUGUUUGUGGCGCAUGCAGCGCCAUUCGUGCAAAAGAGACGGCCUACCAAAUAUCCACACGAACCACAGAGAAAAAGACCAAAAGAGAGAAGGUAGGGAACACAGCAAUGAAAUGAAAAGAAGCGAGAGAUUUUUUGUCCCAAAACGGGAUUCUAGCGACUAAUUCAUUAAUAGUGCACACAGACAUACAAUAGUUGCCGAUCUGAAUUCAAAAUGGAGGUAUCUUGUGUGAUGCGUACUACAUUUUCAAAUCGGGCUUAACAAAAACACACACAAAAUAAGAACGAAAGAAAAUAAAAAUAAAAACAAUUUAAUUAUUUAUUAUAUUUAAAAAAAAAACAGAAGAAGUAAAGUAAUAAUACACAACAAACGCGGUGACCAACCACAAACGUUACGAAUUUUUACUUUAAUUUACGUUUUUCUCUCCAACUUUUUUUAUUCACUUUGCAAAAUACAACAAAAAAAGAUAGAAACUGGUCCGUAGAAAAACGCAUACAAAAAACAUUACGUUUAAAAUACAACAAUCAAGCGAAAAGUAAUAAAAAUAAAGCAAAGAUUUACGAUUUAUGUAUACAUACAGAAAAGUUACGUUAUAGACAAUAGAAAUUUUCAUAAGUAACAAGAGCCGAACGACAAAAAAAGUUUUUUUUGCACAUUUUUUUGAUAUGAAAAUGCAGUGUAGUGUAAAUAAAUAGAAUAAAUAAAACAAGAAAAAAAUAAUUGCACAUACGACAACCGAAUAAAAAAGAAGAAGAAAAUUUCAGUUUUUCCAAAACUCUAGUCUUAUUUAUUUUUUUCCCAUCUGAUUUCCAUAUAAAUCGGAACAAAAAAAAAGAAGUCGAUCAAUUUGUGUGAAAAAAUAGUGGGUUUUGUACAUGGUGGUGUGUUUUCUUAAAAAAUUGAAGAGCUGCUCCCCCACAGUAUCAUUUUUGGAAAUAAUUUGAGGAAAUUUGUUCGCAUCAUCAAAAGGAACGAGCAUUAAACGAGAGAGAGAGAGAGAAAAAAGCGAAAAAAGAAGAAGAAGAAGCAACAGCAGCAGUAGCAGUAGCAGCAAUAGCAGCAGCAGAAGGAGAAACUGCAAAAAAGAAAAAUUCAUUUUCCAAUACACUUUUGUAUGCUCAUUUCAAUAUCAACCAACAUGGAGACCUGUAAUAUGGCAACAAUUAAACCGAUCGAAAUUGUGAUUUUAGAACACUAAUUAGGCGCCAGCAGCGACAAAUAUAUGAAAAUGAAGUCGCUGUAUCUCAUUUAAUGACCAACAAAUAUUGAACAUACACUAAUAAACACACACUUGAGCACUUACUACUACUAAACACAAGUUCAACGUAGAAAGCAAGAGGAAAAAAAUACUAACGACAGAGCGAAGAAAAAAAUUUAAAUAAAUAAAAAGAAUUAAACGAAGCGAUUGGUUUGAAACGGUUUCACUUCUAAAUGAAUCGAACGACCAAGCAACGCGCCACAUCUCAUUUGAUCAAAUUAGACGCAUGAGAAACGCAAAAACAACAAACUCUGUUCGCGUGUUUUAGUAUAUUUUAGUUAAGCAGCUACAAAUUAUUGCUUCUUUUUCUAACAAAUAACCAACAAAAAAAGCAAACACACACACACACACACAAAUUGAAGGCAAAAAUACAACAAAAUCAAACGAAUUGAAAACUGAUUUGAAAAGUGCAUUAAAAUACGCAGAGAAAAAGUAUGCGUCGUCGUAUAUUACACAGCGCUAAGGUCGAAUUAGAGUUUAAUGGAAAUUAAAUUAAAUUAUUUAUUGUGGCAGACACACUUUACGUUAGAAAAAACGAUAAAGGAAACAAACAUAUUUAUUUGUACCGACUUUUAGCUAAAUGGAUGGAAAUGCUCAGAAUAUGUAUCACGGAAACCAUCAAGGAUAUGGAUAUGGUUCAUAUGCCCGACAUCGGAGCCCUCAUCCGAUGCAACAGCAGGCACAACCACCUCAACAGCAAGCACAGUAUCCUGCAUACCAAACUCCUACCGAUGGCAUGUACGGUAUGGCCGAACAGCAUGUCAUGGGUGGUAUGGGCGACUUAAAUGCAUGGAAUAAUACACAACCAUCACCGUAUCCCGGUUACACUCAUAGCCAUGCAAAUGUUUCACAAGCGCCUAGACAAACUCAGGCACAAGCGCCGACUGCAUAUCGCCAACAUAUUUCCUACCAACAGGAUCCACAGAAAAUGCAAUAUCCGUCGCAACAAGGCAUGAUGAGUGGCAUGAUUCAGCAGCAAAGCUAUCCGAAUCAACAGGCGCAACAGCGUGUACCUCAGCAGCAUUAUGGACAAAGUGCGCAUCCAAUGUACUCGAAUCCCCCGCAAGCAACACAAAACACACAGAGCUAUGCGAGCUAUGGUCCAUCGGCGGCGAUACCACAUCAAACGGCACGAUCAGCGCAACACGUUGGCUACGGUCACACACAAAUGGACCAAACGGCCGCUUAUCAACACUAUCAGCAACAGCAGCAGCAGCCACAAGGGCAAAUGCCAAGCCAACAGAAUCACUUGAAUCCAAGUCACAUAUCAUCAAUGCCUACACAACAACAACAACAGCAGCAGCAGCAGCAGCAGCAACAACAACAAUCACAGGUGCACGUGCCGAUGCCACAAGCGAAUCAGCCGACAAAUCAACAAAGUUUGACGCCGAUGCAACAGCAACAAGCGCCUACACAACCACAACAAACUGCACAUCCCGGUUACUCGGGCAUGUUUUUCGAUGAUGUUGCUGCGAUGGGCCAUCAUACGGCACCAAAAGAAACGGUCAAACCGACGGUAAAAGAUAGUCAACAUAAUGUGGUGGUCGGAAAUACCGGCGGAAUGCAAAUGCCACAUCCUCACCCCUAUGCAGUUCCUCAGCAGCAUACACAACAAACUGCCCCCACGCAGCCAACAUACAAACAACCACAGGCAGCGAGUAGUCAAAUUCCAUCGAAUUCACAGUAUCGAGCGCCAUUCCCGCAAUUGUCGCCACAAAUGUCGCCGAGAUCUCAUCAGAUAUCGCCACAUCCACAAAUAUCACCACGUUCGAAUGUUAUGUCGCCGGCUAAACCGAUGCAACCACAGAACGUAUCCAAUAAUCCAUUGUCACCGCAUGGUCAUUUGCCUGGCAGUGGACCCAGUCCACAGCCACGACAACUGCAACAGCAAGCAUCGAAAAAUGUGGCGGCAUCACAACAAACCGGAUCCGUGUCGACAUUACAAGCGCUUGAACAAAUGGUGAUGCCACCGUCUGUAGCGCCUGGCUCUGUUAUGCAAACGUCGAACAUGGAUUAUGCAUCGUCAUACCGUCCAUCGCCACAACAGAUGCAACACAAUGCCGCCGCAAAUCCAUUGUCACCGAUGACAUCGAUUCCUUCGAUUCCAUCGAUUUCAUCGAUUCCCUCGAUUCCAUCGCUUCCAUCGAUUCCAUCGUUGUCAACCUCUCCACAACAUCAUCAACAAUGGCCCGCGAUGAAUCGAAGUGCGAUGAGCAGCUUGAAUCACCAACAAACGGCACAAAUGAGCAUGAUGCAACCACAACAACAAAUGCCCAACGUUUCACAAAUGAACGAAUUGAGCGUAAUGUCAUCUAAUCGAGGACAAGCACAACAACACAGUGCGCCACAAAGUCGAAUGAUGGCCGGCAUGGGACAAACCGAUAGCACACUCACUCAAAUGGAUCACAUGCACAUGCAACCCCCAAAUAUUCCAACCAGCAUCGAUCCAAUGAACAGCACGCAAAGUUUGCCAAGCAUGAAUUCCACGUCUUCCGUGAUCAGUGCGAGCGCGAAUUUACUGGAUCCAUUUGCAAGCAUUGCCGAUCCAAUUCCGCCCGUGAUUGUAACGCCAGUGUUGUCGCACAUGCAAUCGAGUGUGGACACCAUGCAAACGACCGACUCACAUGCAUCGCUAAUGGACAAAUCAAUGUCAUUAUCCAAUAGCAUGAGUGAUAAUACGAAUGCUGUUUCGCAAAUGGGUAUGCAACAACAAUCGGCGCCACAACAAAUGCCAAUUCUGGCAGAGCCUGAACAAAAAGACGCGGUACAAGAUCAGAGUGAAACGCAUUUACCUCGAAUGUCGGAGGCAUUCGACACCCCGUCGUUGUUGAGUGUGGCCAAUGAUCCGAUUAAAGCGAUGGAAACCGAAAUGUCGGUAGAUCCAUCGUUGAAUCGAUUGGACGAUGUGGCGCUUCCGAAAUCGGAUGACAGUCGCAGUCAAGAGGCUAUUACGGCAAACUUUGAAUCGAGCAAACAAUCGAUGAGCAACGAUUCGGCACAAGGUGAAUUGACCAACAACGGAUUAACUGAUACAAUGUCACAAAAUGAUAAUGCGAUGCAACAAGCGCCCGAAGCAGACAAGCAACAAAUUAUCGAUCCGAUGAUAACAUUUUCAAACAACUCUAACACAAGUUUGCCCAUCGAAGGUGUGAUUGGACAAGAUUCCCAGUCACAAUCAAUGCCAUUCGAUCAAUCGUCGAAUCAUUCACAAUUCUCGUUGCCGCCGCCGGGCAAUGGACAAACAACUGUUUUGGGUGAUAAUAAUCAAAUGCAAAAUCCAAAUGCCGGCUAUGUUCCACAGCAUCCAGGCAUGAUGCAACACGCUUAUCCGCCACCAAUGAUCCAUCACACGGAAAAACAAAUGUUACAACAACAAUUAUCCGAAUUGUACUGUAUUCCACCAACACCGGAUGUACUGGAUAAAAUCAAACGUCUUGACGAUCGAUUGAAAUUGUUGCAGCAACACGAAACAAAUGAACAAUGCCUGGGUGGACCACAAUGUGUUCUGCUAAAUCCAAUGAUGACCGUUCCGAUGAUUGAGAGUCCACAGGUGUCGAGCACAACGGGUCGUGGCCGAAACCGUGGCGGUUCAAGUAAACCACGUAAGCCACGACAAAAGAAAUCCGAUAAACAACAAUCGCCUGGCGAUGGUAAUGUUGAUUUGGGUGAUAUAAAUUCAACCAUCAAAUCAACGGAUCAAUUGCCCGUUUCUGAAGACUGUGUUACACAAGGAGCUGGCUUGGCUGCCGAUGAUAUCAUCAACGAAAUGACGGAUGUGCAUGAGGAGGGCUCACAAGAUGGCACUAACGAAUUGGACACAUCGACCACUGCCGAUGGCAAAAAGCCGAAGAAAAGCAAAUCACGUUCACGAAAGGAGGCUAAAGAACCGAAAGAGCCAAAAGAGCGCAAAAAGAAAGAUCCGAAUGAGCCAAAGAAAAAGUCCAGAAGUAAGCGCGACAAAAGCGAACAAAAUGAACAAAUGGAUCAAACGGACAAUGUGAAUGUUUCAACUGGAGAGGCUGGUGAAUUGAAUCAAACAUUGGACGAUACGAAUGCGGGUGAUGAAAAUGCACCGAAAGACUCAUCGUUAAAUGAUGAUACCCCUGAUUUUGAUGAUAUUCCUGUGUCGAAAAUCUCAGUGAAGAGUUUGCAAGAGGAGGCGGCCAAGAAAGAGGGCGAAGCUGAAAGUGAGCAAACCGAUAUUGAAACAUCGACGCCAAAAAGCAAACGGCGAUCGAGCGGUGGCAAAGGAUCGAGCCGAAGUCGCAAAAGUCGAGGUUCAGCUGGUCGCAGUGGUAAGAAACCUGCUCGUAGUCGUGCUCGUGUUAUAGUCGAAUCGGAUGGCGAAGGUGAUGAUUUGGUCACAACACCGCCUCCAUCACCACCACCAGACGCUGAUUUGGACAGUUCAAAGAGACGAUCGGCUCGAAACACUCAGCGCAAAAAGUACAUCGAUGAUGUUAUGCUUAGCAUUUCGGAUGAAGAGUCCGAAAUCAUUUCGCCAACCAAAAAAGAGAAGAAAUCCAGCGAGAAGAUGGCUGAGGUCACGGAUGCCAGCGAUGGAGCAUUAGCUGCCGAAAAUAAAGAUGUUACAGAACCAAAAGAAGGAACAAGCACCGAAGAAGUGAAGGUUGAAAAAGUCGAACCGGUCAUUGAGCCCAACAAACCAAACUAUGUGUAUGUGAACACAGCCGAAGAGGAUUCGAUGGUUGUUCAAUUUGUGUUGUGUUGUCGUCGUGGCAAACGUGAGUUGAUCCCAGACCCACCACCAAAACCAGUUGAAGAAAUCAAAAAAGAAGAGCCUGAAACGGCUGCUGACGAAACAAAGGAAUCGGAAGAAUCGAAAGAAUCGGACAAAGUGGACGGUGAAGCGAAGCCAACUGAAGAUGGUGAAUCCGAUGUAAAAACUGAACCUCCAACUGAAGGAUCUGAAGAAACAAAAGUAGAAAGUGAAGAAAAAGAGCCAACUGGCGAUGAUACGGAAAAGAAAACCGAUGAAGCAAGUGCUGAAAGCGAACCAACAACCGAAAGUGUUGAAAAGAAGGGCGAAACAGAAGAAAACGCUGAAAAGGUUGAGGCUGAAAAACCAUCUGAGGAGGAAAAGCCCAUGGAAACUGACACAGUGGAAUCUGAAGCUAAGCCAGAAACAGAGACAGAGGAAGCAAAAAUGGAAGUUGAUGAAGUGAAAGAGUCAACUGAGCCAACCGAAGUAGAAACUGCCAAACCUGAAAGCGAAAACGUGGUUAAAGAUGAUGCCGCCAUCGCUUCCGUCGAUAACAAAGAUGUUGCUGAAAAAAGUGAAGUAGCUAGCGAGGAACAACCAAUGGAAACCGACAGUGCUGAACCAAAAGAAGAAGCCAAAACUGAUGAGGUCAAAUCUGACGAAGUUAAAACUGAAGCAUCAGAAGAAAGUGCUGCCAACGAAAACAAAGACGAGACAACGGAAGUGAAAGCCGAAGCUAUAGAAGAGAUAAAACCGGAGCCAGUGUACAUUGAAGUCGAUGAAUACUAUGUGAAAUACCGGAAUUUCUCCUAUUUGCACUGCGAAUGGCGCACCGAAGAAGAAUUGUUGAAGGGUGAUCGUCGUGUUAGCGCCAAAAUUCGCCGAUUCGAAAUGAAACGUGCGCAACAGUUUAACAUUUUCGAUAAUUUAGAAGAUGAACCAUUCAAUCCGGACUUUGUCGAAACCGAUCGUGUUUUGGAUAUGUCGGAGCACGAGGACCCAGUGACGGGCAAAAAGACAAAGAAUUUCUUGGUCAAGUGGAAAUCACUGCCAUAUGAAGAUUGCACAUGGGAAUUGGAAGAUGAUGUUGAAGAGAAAAAAAUCGAAGAAUACUAUCGAUUCAAUAAAAUACCACCGAAAGACAAAUGGAAGCCGAAGCGACGGCCAACGCCCGAACAAUGGCGUAAAUUGGACGAAUCACCGGUUUACAAAAAUAACAACACACUUCGAGCAUAUCAAUUGGAAGGUUUGAAUUGGUUGAAAUUCUCCUGGUACAACAGCCACAACUGUAUCCUAGCCGAUGAGAUGGGAUUGGGAAAAACCAUUCAAAGUUUGACAUUUGUACAUUCGUGCCAUUCGUAUGGAAUUCGUGGUCCAUUUUUGGUGAUUGCCCCAUUGUCGACGAUUCCGAAUUGGCAACGUGAAUUUGAGAGUUGGACCGAUUUGAAUGUCAUUGUUUAUCAUGGUUCCAUGACAAGCAAACAGAUGAUCGGUGAAUAUGAAUUUUACUACAAAACCGACAGCGGUAAAACAAUCAAGGAUAUGAGUAAAUUCAAUGUGUUGAUUACAACAUUCGAAAUUAUUGUGUCCGAUCACAAUGAUUUACGUAACUUCAACUGGCGUGUGUGCGUUAUCGACGAAGCUCAUCGAUUGAAGAAUCGCAACUGCAAAUUAUUGGAAGGUUUGCGUCAAUUGAAUUUGGAGCAUCGUGUGCUAUUGUCGGGAACACCGUUGCAAAACAAUGUCAAUGAACUGUUUUCAUUGCUCAACUUCUUGGAACCGUCACAAUUUGCAUGCAACGAAUCGUUCUUGAGUGAAUUCGGUAAUUUGCGGAAUGAAGAGGAGGUCAAGAAAUUGCAAGCUCUGUUGAAGCCAAUGAUGUUGCGUCGGUUGAAAGAUGAUGUCGAAAAAUCGCUGGCUCCAAAAACCGAGACCAUUGUCGAGGUGGAGUUGACAAACAUCCAAAAGAAAUACUAUCGUGGUAUUUUGGAGCAAAACUUUUCGUUCCUGAAAAAAGGAACGACCGCACAGAAUUUGCCAAAUCUCAUGAAUACAAUGAUGGAAUUGCGAAAAUGUUGCAUUCAUCCGUAUUUGCUGAACGGUGCCGAAGAGCAAAUUCAAUACGAAAGUAACGACGAUCCUGAUUCAUAUCACAAGAAUUUGGUUUUAUCGGCGGGUAAAAUGGUGCUACUCGACAAAUUACUGCCAAAAUUAAAGGCAAACGGACAUCGUGUGCUGAUUUUCAGUCAAAUGGUUCGUUGCUUGGACAUUCUCGAGGAUUAUCUCAUCUACAAAAAGUAUCCAUUCGAGCGUAUUGACGGUCGUAUUCGUGGUAAUCUACGUCAAGCUGCCAUCGAUCGUUAUUCCAAACCGGAUUCCGAUCGAUUUGUCUUUUUGUUGUGUACAAAAGCCGGUGGAUUGGGUAUUAAUUUAACCGCUGCCGAUACUGUCAUCAUUUAUGACAGUGACUGGAAUCCACAGAACGAUUUACAAGCCCAAGCGCGUUGCCAUCGUAUUGGCCAACAGAAAUUGGUGAAAAUCUAUCGAUUGCUGUGUCGCAACACAUACGAACGUGAGAUGUUCGACAAGGCAUCGAUGAAACUCGGUUUGGACAAAGCUCUCUUGCAAAGCAUGAACAGUAAUUUGGGCAAUGACAAAACUCAAAACACUGGCCGUCAAUUGACGAAAAAAGAAAUCGAAGAUUUAUUGAAACGUGGUGCUUACGGUGCUGUCAUGGACGAUGACAAUGCCGCUGAUAAAUUCUGUGAAGAAGAUAUUGAAUCGAUUUUAAUGCGACGCACACAAGUUAUUACGAUGGAAAGUGAAAAGGGAUCGACUUUCUCGAAGGCAACAUUCGCGGCGACGGGCAAUCGUGCUGAUAUUGGCAUCGAUGAUCCCGAUUUCUGGAACAAAUGGGCUAAGAGAGCCGAAAUCGAUCCGGACGCUGUGGAGCGUGACGAUGAAGAAAAUUUGGUCAUUUCGGAACCACGUCGUCGUACACAGAUCAAACGAUACGGUCAUGAUGAGGGUGUUCUAGAUGGUAUCUCGGAUGAGUCACAAAACUCAGAGACGGACGAAGAAGGUGGCAUUGGCUUGCGCAGCAAACGUCGCAAGGAUAAACGACGUGGUAAUAAAGUCAUCGAAGAUUACAUUCCGUCACGCGAACGCAUCGAAAUUCCACCAAUGCUAUGCGUCACCGAAGACGUUACCUAUGGCAAUUGGGCACGAACCGAGUGCUUCAAAAUCGAAAAGGGACUAUUAUCAUUCGGUUGGGGUCGUUGGAGCGAAAUCUUGGUGCAAGGCCAAUUUAAGCGCGGUUGGCAAGAGUCCGACAUUGAAAACUGUGCCAGAAUCAUUCUGUUGUUCUGCCUACAAGUAUACCGUGGUGACGAGAAGAUCAAAAAUUUCAUUUGGGACUUAAUAUCGCCCAAUGAAUGUGGUGAAAAUAUUAUCAGCCGCAAUCACAGCGGUUUGCAUAAUUUGGUGCCACGCGGUCGCAAUGCCAAAGGACGUAAAGGUGGUAAAGGCAUAAAGGAAGGAGGCCAAACGCCAUGCACUUCAGCAACGGCAUCCACAUCCGGCACAUCGACACCAUCGGCUCCGUCAACACCAAACCCAACUACAUCGACAGCGCAAGAAAAACCAGCCGAAGCAAAAACACCGGAAGUCAAUCCAACCAAUGUGACGAAUCCAGAAACUGCGACUGCGACUGCAGCUACAGCAACAGCAACAGCAGUACCACCGCCAGUGGCAACAGCAUCGGCAACGCCGCCUCCUCCAGCACCAGCACCAGCACCAAUUGUGACUGGUGGUGUGCCAACAUUGGACGAUCCAAAUCACUGGAGUAAAGACGAGAAAUACGAUGCUGAGGCUUGUUUAGAGGCACCAUACAAAAAACACUUGGGACGACACGCCAACAAGGUUUUACUUCGAGUACGCAUGUUGUACUAUAUCAAACAUGAAGUGAUUGGCGAUGCUGUCCAACAAAUUCUCGACGGUGGCAAAGUGGCUGAUUUACCAGUGGAUCCACCACCAACCAAUGAUCCAGCUCCGACGAGCUGGUGGGUUCCAAAAUGUUGCGAUAAGAGUCUUUUGGUUGGCACAUUCAAACACGGCUGUGAGAACUACUAUUUGAUGCGAUGUGAUCCAUGCCUUUGCUUUGUCUCUCACAUUGGACCAGAAGAUACACUUCCGGCACCAGCACCAAUACCAAUCGAAGAGGAUGCUGCAUCAAAAACUGAAAAUGUGGAAGAAACUGAAGAAGAAUCAUCUGAGACAAAAGACAAAGACAAAGAAAAGGAGAAAGAAUCCGAAAAAGAGGGUGAGAAGGAGGCUGAGAAGGAGGCUGAGAAAGAGGGCGAUACCGAAAAAGAUGGUGAAAAACCAGCCGAAGAAACACCAAGCAAGGAACCAAGCGAAAGCACUGCAGAACCGAUGGAAACCGGUGAGAAUAAGCCAGCUGAGGCAACUGAUGCCGAACGACCAAAUUCAUCAGGUGCUGAUGAUGAGGUCGAAAGCAUAGCAGGUGCUCCAAGUGUGGCUGGUAGCGUAACUGGUGAAACUCCAGCCGAUAGCCUGAUUUGGCCAUCAAUGCAAGAUCUAAACACUCGGUUGCGACGCGUUAUCACUUCAUACCAGCGCAACUACAAAAAGGAGGAAUUGAAGCAACAACAAAAGGCCAAGCUACAAGCGCUUGUAACAUUGCCACAACAACAGCCAAUUCAAGGGCUACCGACGCAAACGAAGUUAGUGAAUACGUCGACGGCGCAAAUACCACCAAUUGUGCCGUCCGGACAACAACAACAAACGACACAACGGGUCGUCGUCGGUCAAUUACACCAACAACAAUCCCAAAUGCAACAAGAACCGACUGCAGCCGAAAUAAACUUAAUGCUGAAUAGUCUCGGCUUAGGUCUACCGCCCAACGAAACAUUGCAAUUGGGAAAUUGGGAUCUCAAGAAAUUGGCCAUGUACUUGAAAAUGGAAAAACGCGAGAAAAUCGAACAGGCGGUCAAAGAACGUGAACGCGUUCGCUUGGAAACUAUUCCAAAGAAAUGGAACAAACGUGAGGAGUAUGAAUUUUUGCGUGUACUCACCGGCUAUGGUGUCGAUUUGCAAAUUGGAGUGGCCAUUCCAACACCCGAUUGGUCACGUUUCCGAGCCAUUGCGAAAUUGGAUCGCAAAAGUGACGAAGCACUCAGUGACUACUACAAAGUGUUCAUUGCGAUGUGCAAGCGACAAGCAAAUGUUCGCCUGACCGAAGAGGAGAAAGGAUUGGAAGGCGUCAUUGAGGACAUUAGCGAAGAUCAUGCACGUUUGAUAUUGGAUCGCUUGGAAUUGUUGUCGAAACUCAAAGAAGUUGGUAAAACUGCGUUGAAUGACGAACGCUUGAAUUUGUGCCAGAACAAUCUGGACACACCCGACUGGUGGGAGUCUGGCAAACACGAUCGUGAAUUGGUUCGCGCUGUGAUGAAGCACGGUCUUUAUCAAUCACAACAGAAUAUCUUCAUUGAUCACGAGUUCAGUUUUGCGGCAUCCGAACGUGCCUACCUGGAAAUGCUUGAAAAACAAUGGAUCCUAGCACAACAAGCUGAGGCGGCCAAAUUAUUGGUGAAAUCGGAACCAAUCAAAGCUGUACCGUCGACACCACCGAAAGAGAGCAUCAAAGAAGAGCCUAAAGUGGUUGAAGUUGAAAGUGCCAAACCGGAGACAGUAAGCGAUGAGGCAAAACCAGGAACGCCCAAAGAAAGUGGUCCAAGUGAAGAGAAAGAAACGGAAAAAGAGCAAACAGAAGAGGCUAAACCAGAGACCGAAACAACUGAAACUGACAAACCAACCACAGAAGCUGAAGAAGAAAAACCAGCCGCUGAAUCUGAGGUUCAAAAGGAGGAGCCAAGCACCGAAAAGACCGAUAUUGAAAUGACUGCCGUCGAUGAGAAACCAAGCGAAACCGAAGAAACACCAAAAUCUGAUGAGGCAAUCGCUGAAGUUAAAUCACCAGCAGCUGCUGCGGAAGAGCAAGACGGUGAAAAGAAGGAAGAAAGUGUUCAAAAUGUUGAAAAGGAAGAGGCUACCGAAGAAAAAUCGGCCGAAGAACCAAUUGCUGAGGUCGAAUCACCAAAGCCACAAGAGCAAUUGAAAAUAGACGAAGACAACAAAGAAGAAGCUGAUGAUAGCGAACCAAUGGACACUGCCGAAACAGAAACAGAAACACCACAGUCACCAGAAAAACCAGUUGAAAGUGAAUCUACUGAAAAAGAGGCUGAAGUUCCAACAGUCGAAGAGGAAAAAGAAAAAUCCGACACAGAAACGGCCGAUAUCGAAAUGGCCACCGAAGCCACUGAAGCUGAAAAUGUUGAAAAAGAAUCUCCAAAAGAUGAGCAAGAAACGGUCAAACCAGCAUCGCCGAAACCAGAAACUGAACUAGAGCCUGAAAAGACAGAAUCGGUUGAAAAAGCCGAAACUGUUGCUGAUAGCGAAAAAGAAGAGGCAACAACCGAAACUGCCGAACCAACGGUUGAGGAAAAAUCUGAUGAAGCCGAGCCAAAAUCACCAAAACCACAGGAGCCAAUGGAAACCGAGGAUUCGGUCAAAAUUGCAGACGAAAUCGCUGAGGUUGUUCCACCGAAAUCGCCAAAAGAAACAGAAAAAGAGCAACCAGCCACUGAAAAGGAGGAAUCAGUCGCUGUGGAAGAAAUUAAACAAGAGAAAGAAGCCGAAAGCGAACUAAUUGAAAAGGAAGAGCCAACAGCUGAAUCAAAGGUUGAAUCAAUUGAAGAUGUGAAGCCAGUCUUGAGCCCAGUCAAAGUUGAAGAGAAGAAAGCGCAAGAUGAGAAUUGCGUGACUAUUCUUGAUGACGAUGACGAUGUAAUGAUCGUGGGCAAAGGCGAUCCCGACGAUGACGAAGUCAUGCACGAAAAAGAGAAGGCAUCCAUUGAAAAGCAAAACCAACAAUUGGCACAACUGUUGCAACAAACUCGAUUGAAGUUCGAGAAUCCAGUCAAGAUUCGCUGGUUCCACGAUUUUGCAUUGGAGAAACGUGUUUCGCACAUCGUCCAUUGCAUCGAGCAUUCGGAAUGGCCAGUAAAUAAAUCAUACUCAGCCUAUGCAGGUUGCCAAGGCAUCAAUUUGGAUGUUCCAUUGCAUGAAACUGUCAAACACAUGCCACCAACCAUUGACUUGGUCGGCCGAUCAACACCAGAUUUGUUAUCGAUUUCGGGAGAUUUAACUGCCACAAAGAAAAUGCAAUCGCCGGCAUCAGUAUUGCCGAUUCCAUCGCCGAAUACAAAAUACACCAACAUGCAAAUGCCGGUGUUGCCGACAAGUGGCAAGAAACGCAAGCGACACAUUGCAAUCGAUGUGGAAACGGAGCGUGCAAAAUUGCAUGCACUUUUGAAUAAUUCACAAGAUUCAAUGCCCGGUUCGGCACCACAAACACCGGUUCAAAGCAAACCAAUGAACUGGCCGACGGAUGAUGAAAUUCUUCCAAAGAGUGCGAAACGUUCGUUAUCCGCCAUGCAACCACCACCAGCACAUCAACAUCAAUCACAUUUGAGCCGAUCCGGUUCGAACCAACAACAGCAACAACAGCAACAGCAGCAACAACAACAACAACAAGCGGCCAAUUACAGUACAAAAUCGACAAUGUCGGCACGCAUUCCGGGCACAUCAAGCACAUUGACACCAAUCGAUCUUUCAGCCAGUUUGGACCUUUCGUCCGGUCGCAAACCAAUGAAAGAUCGAUUGUCAAUGAAGAGCGGCGUCAUGGAUUUCAGCGAAGUACAAGAUUUCUCCAUUUCAAAGAAAUCAAGCGGCGCAUCACCAUUAGGUGGCGGUGGUGGUGGUGGUAAAGGCAAACUCGACGACAUGUUGACCAAAUUGAUGAAGAAAAACAAUUACCCAACACCAAACGAAGAGCCUCCUCCGGCCAGUGGCAAAGAAAAGCGAAAGAGAAAACUCGACGAAAUUGUUUUCGGUUUAUCAGCAGCAAAAGAACAGAAAACAUUCAGUGAUCCAUUGCUUUCGUCACCAUCUUCGAAAAAGGCACAAAUUCCACCAUCAGUGUCCGUUACACCGGCCAGUGGUCCAUCCGCUUUGAGCAGCCAAUCAACAUCGUCACAGAAACCAUUCAGCGUUACUGUUACCAGUGUUCCAGGCUCAAAUACAAGAUCGUCGAAAAAUUCGGCAAAUCAAGGCAAUACAAAUCUGACUGCAUUACAAAAUAUGAUGAUGGGAACAUCGGGCGCAAGCUCGAGUGCUCGUGCAAGUAGCAGCAGUGCAAGCGCCAAUCCAUUUGGUAGUAUGCAAGGAGCAUCGGCCAAGGAAAUUUUGGCUCAAUCGCAAGCAUUCUUCAAAGAACAACAGAAAUUACUGCAGCAAUUACCACCAAACUCAGUGCAACGCAAGACAUAUGAGGCUAUUUUGGCUGAGAUGAAACAAGCUGCUGAGCAAAAUGCUAAAUACGCUGCUGCUCAAGAAGCCAAAGCGAAUCGUCAAAGUUUAGAACUUGAAUCGAAGCGUCAUUCGGAAGCAUCGCAUGCACAAUCGGCAAGUGAUUUCCGUCGUUCGACACGUCAACAAACUCAAACCGGUUCACAGCAAUCACAGCAGAUGAGCUCACAAAACUCCAGUCACCAACAACAGCAACAACAACAACAACAAGCGAUGAGCCAUCAAGCGGCUUUGAAUGCAAUGAAGAAUUUGACGGGCGAAGAAAAUGUGGCUGUUAUCAACAAACUCACUGGUAAACGUAUCAGCGGCAGCAAAGCACCGCAAUUGAAACGUUUGAGUCAAUGGCUCACUGAAAAUCCCGCCUAUGAAAUCGAUCCAAAAUGGAUUGAAUUGUUGCAAGCAACAGCAAAGGCUAGCGAAACGUUGUCAAUGAGCAUGCCCUCAUCGAAACAACAGCAACAACAGCAACAGCAACAGCAGCAACAACAACAACACAGCGCAUCAUCGGCGAGUGCAUCAAAUCCACAUGGAUCGAACUACUCAAGCCAAUCACAGUCGCAAUCAUCAUCAUCAUCGAAGAAAGGCCGACAAACGGCAUUGGAUGCAGCAACUGCAGCGCAAAUGCAACAAUUGGCCAAUCUCACUGGUUUGAAUCCAAGUGUGCUGUCAAGUUUGUCACUUGGCGGCUUUGACCCGAAAAAUCCACUGCUUUCAAUGCCAUUCGCUGGUUUACCAAAUCUGGCCGGCAUGAGCGGAUUGGGCAAUUUGAACAACAUGAACAUGAAUAUGAUUGCUAAUUUGGCUGGAUUAGGAGGCUUCGCCGGUUUGGAUCCACAAAAUUUGGCUGCAAUGGCAGCUACGAUGGCCGGAACGAAUUUGGGUAAUCUCGGUAAUUUGGGAAAUCUGGGCAGCCUUGCGAGCUUAGGCAAUUUGGGCAAAACAAACACGAACCAACAAUCGACUUCGAGCAAAGAGAGAAAAUCAAGUUCAGUAGCGGCACAACAACAACAGUCGCAACAAUCCAGUUCGUCGUCGAAUCAACAACAAUCGUCUAAGUCAUCAUCGAGUGGACGCUUUUCGUUGGAUCCAAGCAAUCCAUUUAGCAUGUUCCCGAAUACAUUGUACACACCAAUGGGUUUGGGUGGCCUAAAUCCGUUUUCGUCGUCGAGUUCGAAUAUGUCUGUCUACGAUCAAUUAGCACAACAAUACAAUUUAUUGAAUGGAAUCUCAUCGGCUGGAAUCACAUCAAACACCAACACAUCAUCGACAAGCACAAGUUCAUCGCGUCAACAAUCUUCAAGCAAAUCAACAACAUCGCGAAUGAGUUCGAGUGCAUUGCCAACGAGUCAAGUGCAACAAUCGCCAUCGAGUCGUGGCCGCAGCAGUUCGGCAACAUCAAGCCAAUUGAGCCGUGAAGCAGCUCAGCUACAAAGUUUGCUUGGAAUGCCACAAGAUCCACAGUUCUUGGAAACGUUGUCACGUGCAGCUGGUUUGGAUAUAUCUGCGUUGACUGGACGUCCGUCGUCGAGUAGCACAAGCAAAAGCCAACAGCAGCAACAGCAACAACAACAAGCUAAGCAAGAUCGCCAGGAACGCCAGGAACGCCAAGAGCGACAGGAGCGUCAAGAUCGAGAGCGCCACGAGAGACAAGAACGGCAAGAGCGGCAGGAACGUCAAAAUCGAAAUGAUAAGGCAGAAAAAGAGCGUCUCAAAUUGAUGGAACAAUUGAGCCGAAGUGGAUUACCACCAGAUCUUGCUGCAAUGCAAGCCUAUGCCACCAAAUUGGCCGGUUCUUCAAUGUCAUCGGGCUCGAAAUCAUCAUACAAAGAUCCAUCGCAAUUGUUAUCACCCGAACUUAGCCAAGCAUUGUUUGCUGAAAUGGCCGCUCAAAUGGCAGCCGCCCAAAGCAGCUCAUCAUCCUCGUCAAAACGUCGCGAACAAAGAGAACAACGCGAUCAUCGUGAACAACAGCGUGAGCAAAGAGAAAAACAACGCGAUCACGAGCAAGAAAUGAAAGAAGCGAUAAAUCAAUUGAGCAAAUCGCAAGUGGAAUUGUUUGCACGCAACUUGGGUAUGGGCUCUGGCAUUUCAUUAAUUCCAACGUCGUCGUCGGCGGCAUCAUCGAUGUACAGUAGUAUUUUAGAUGAACCCAAAUCGAAACGCUCUCGCAUGUCAUCCUCGUCACAGCAAUCAAGAGGCGACAGUUUGGCUAGUCUGAUGGCAGCCGCUGUUGCUGAUGAGAAACAGUUGCGAGCAUUGACGAGAAAUAACCGGUCAAGCGCUUCAGCAACUAGCUUGAAUGCGGGCACAUCAAACGAAACAACCAUUGAAAAGGUGACACUUUCACCAGUUGCCGCCGCUAGCAUUGCCGGCCUUCCACCACAAACAUCCAUUACCAUCGCUCCAUCGCCGUCAUCCCAACAGUAUGAUAAGCAAUCGGUGAGCAUGUCACCAAUGCCAAGUCCAGCCAAAUCAUCUGAUAGCUCUUCAUCAACGCGACAACAUCAGCAUGAAACACGGGAACGUGAUCGAAGUGAUAGAGAGCGUGAACGUGAGCGCAACGAACGGGAACGAGAAAGAGAAAGGGAACGGGAACGUGAGCGCAAUGAACGGGAGCGAGAGAGAGAAAUCGAGCGAGAACAGCGUGAGAGUCGUGAACGACAGACAUCUACUUCAAGCCAACAUGAACAGGAGCACCCAAAUCAAGAAAUGGAUCUUGAGGAUUUGAUCGCACCAUCAAAAGUGUCAAAGAAUGGUGGUCAAUCGACUCCAUCGACGCCAGUCAGUACAACGGCUCCAUCAAAUAACACGUCGCGUGACAGUGAGGCAUCGCUGAAUGCGGAAAAAGGGGACAAAGAUGAAACAAAAGGCAGUGACUCAAAAGGAUCGGAUCAGCAAGAAGAGAAUGUUGGUCGUGGUGGACGACGAACACGUAGCAAACGACCGCGAUCAGGUGAAGACUUCCAAGAGCUAGUGUUGCCAGAACGUAAACGAGAACUGCGUUCAUCAGCAAGUCGUUUGGCAGCCGCUGCAGCUGCUCGUCAUGCUGCCGAAGAAGCUGCCGCUAAAAUGGCCGAAUCACAGAACAACUAAAUGGAAGGAAAAAAAAGAACACCUUCAACUUUGUACAUUGACACAAGAAACAUACGAAAAAGAAGAAGAAAAUCUAUGCGAAUAUUUAUUUAAUAUAAAAUUAUAUCCAAGAUGUUAUAUAAAAUAUUGCAAAAGUUGUAAAACGAUAACACAAAAAUGACGAUGGUGAUUUGAGUGAGUAGGAUGGAAAUGUGAAUGACGAGCGGUUUUUUGAAUUGGGGGAUUCGAGUAAAAACGUUCGAAAUACGCAUUCGAAACUGCGAUAACAGCGAUUAACACCAAUAAUUGUGACCUCCAUGUCGUUGCAUGGCAAAAACGCUUUUUAUAUCCAAUCGACCAAAUUGCGUACCAACCCGGGGUCCAAGACAUCGUCGAAAUAUUUAAAAAAAAAAACAAGCAAACAUUAUACAUACAAACAAAAAUCAUUAAAAAAAAGAGAGAAACACAAAUGAAAUAUGAAAUACAGAAUAGAUUUAUUUGAAAGUAAAAAAAAACAAUUCUCUAGAUGUAUAAGUUUCAAGAUGGGUAAAAGUCUCGAGUAAAUAGAAUUUAGAUUAGUUUAAUGGGAUAAAAAUUAAACGAAGUAGAAGAAGAACUAAAAAUGAAAUCGGAAUGAUUGUAGCCUGUAGAUUCGAAUGGAUGUAGUUAGCACAAAUGACGAAUCGGUCAAACAGAAGGGAAAACACGUCCGAUUGACAAUGCAUUCGAAUCGGAAUGGCAACAAAGUACGACCGAAGUGAUUAUGCUUAUAAUUUUAAGGAGAGCCAAAAGCAAAAAAAAAUAAAUGAAAAUGAAAAUGAAAGAAAAGUUUAAUUUACAAAACACAAAUCAGAUCAUAAAACACACACACAAACACAUACUUUUAUUUCUUGAUGAGACAAACAUAGAGAGAACAAGAGUUUGGUCGCAUGUAAUUAGCUAAUUCUAUUAGAUGAUAAUCAGCACACAUACACAAAUAAGUAACACAUAAGUCAAAGUCUAGGCAUAUAAAAACGAUAAAAACUUCUUUUUUACACGUGUAAUUGUAUUAUUAUUAUUUUUCUCUGAUUGAUUGAAUUUUCCGCUUAAGUUCCAUUCAAAUUGUUUAUUUACAAUGUAAUUCCUUGUUUUUUUUUCUAUCACCCAAAACAAAUUUUAAAUAAAAAUCCACUGAUGAAUUCUAUUUCAA
Messenger RNA from Sitodiplosis mosellana (orange wheat blossom midge), 18694 nucleotides. RefSeq lists its product as uncharacterized. NCBI's taxonomy places the organism in Eukaryota, Metazoa, Arthropoda, Insecta, Diptera, Cecidomyiidae. Gene Ontology annotation, molecular function: protein binding; ATP binding; ATP-dependent chromatin remodeler activity. Bases 1840 to 17526 code for a protein of 5228 amino acids. The record is from RefSeq and is a predicted model, not a curated record. The transcript has 27 exons.